Messenger RNA from Fulvia fulva, 372 nucleotides. Its product is annotated as UPF0382 membrane protein. Bases 1 to 372 code for a protein of 123 amino acids. Lineage: Eukaryota; Fungi; Ascomycota; Dothideomycetes; Mycosphaerellales; Mycosphaerellaceae. The transcript has 3 exons. The record is from RefSeq and is a predicted model, not a curated record.
AUGGCAUCUCCUUGGUUCACGACCGCCGCUCUCUUUGGCGGGAGCUCCGUGGCGUUUGGAGCCUUUGGUGCACAUGGUUUGAAGAGUCGAGGUAUUGCGCCGGAGAAGAUUGCGAGUUGGGGCACGGCGGCGCAUUAUCAGUUGAUUCAUACCGUCGCUCUACUUGUGAUUGAGCAGGCGGCGCCGAAGAAUGUUUAUGCGAAGUCGCUGUUUGCUGCUGGCAUGGUUGGCUUUUCUGGGUCCAUAUAUGCCCUCGUGCUCAACCCGGAGCUCAAGUUUCUCGGACCUGUUACGCCACUUGGAGGCGUAUGCUUGAUCGGCGGAUGGCUCGCACUUGCCUUUGGAAGCAGAGGUCGUGCGAUUGGUCUGUAG